UGCCAAGGUCCGCCCUUUGCUGUAUUCUGAGAAAACGUCAUGUUUACGCUGGAGCAAAAGUGAGCAAUAACAACACCAUCACAUCCAACGUUGAUUUACCGGCAGGCAGGAGUGAUUUGACCACCGUUACAGUUCCCGUUUGAAAAAAUAAAUAAAAAAAAAACUAAAGCGCAAACGUAGAGAAUGUCUUACCCAGGAUACCCACCUUCUGGUUACCCUCCCUCCUACCCUGGAUAUCCUCCUCAGGGCAGUGCUGAUCCUUCCUUACCUGGUGCAGGCCAGUACCCCUAUCCCGGGGGGGCUCCAGGAGGCUACCCCCCCAUGGGUGGAGGAGCUUACCCACAAGCCCCAGCAGGGGGGUACCCCGGAGCUGGGGGAUACCCUGCACCGCAAGGGGCCGGUGGAUUCCCUGCCCCAGGGGGCUACCCCCAGGCACCUGCUGCAGGUGGAUACCCUUCUUACCCUGGAGCUCCCGCAGGCCCGGGGUACGGAGUCCCUCCAGGAGGUCCAGGCUACGGGGGCUACCCACAACAGGCUCCCCAGGGUUACGGAGGAGGACAGAUGCCUCAGCCAGGAUACCCAGGUGGACCUAUUCCAGGCCAGCCCCCAGGACCCGGCCACGCCCCUGGACAGAUGUAUUAUGGAGGCACACAGUUUGUUGCCUGGGAAGAACCUCAAAGGAGUUAUGAGCAGCCAAUGAUGGGAAUGCCAGCCUAUGAGGGGACAAUCAAGCCGACCCCCAACUUUAAUGCUGAAAACGACGCAGAGAUCCUGCGGAAAGCCAUGAAGGGAUUUGGGACGGACGAACAAGCAAUCAUUGACGUUGUUUCCCGUCGUACCAAUGGAGAAAGACAGAAGAUCAAAGCUAUGUUUAAGACAUUGUAUGGGAAGGAUGUCAUUAAAGAACUGAAGUCUGAGCUGAGUGGAAACAUGGAAGAAGUCAUCCUUGCUCUGUUCAUGCCUACCACAUACUAUGAUGCUUGGAGUUUAAGGCAUGCAAUGAAGGGAGCAGGAACGCAGGAGGAUGUUCUCAUUGAGAUCCUCUGCAGCAGAGACAACCAGCAGAUCAGGGACAUUGUGCAGUGCUACAAUACAGAGUUCCAAAGGGAUCUCGAGAAGGACAUCCGGACAGACACCAGCGGACAUUUCGAGAGGCUGCUCAUCUCUAUGUGCCAGGGCAACAGGGAUGAGAACCAGACGGUGAACCUCCAGAAAGCACAGGAAGAUGCCCAGCGCUUGUACCAGGCAGGAGAGGGCAAACUGGGCACCGACGAGUCCAGCUUUAACAUGGUUCUGGCUGUUCGCAGCUUCCCGCAGCUGAAGGCUACUGCUGAAGCUUAUGCAACGAUUAGUAAACGGCAGUUAGAGAGUGCCAUCGACAAGGAGUUCACUGGCAGUGUGGAAUCUGGGCUGAAAGCAAUUGUGAAGUGUGCCCAGAAUCGCCCAGCAUACUUUGCUGAAAGACUGUUCAAGGCCAUGAAGGGAGCUGGCACUGAUGACUCUACUCUCACUAGAAUUAUUGUCACCCGCAGUGAGAUUGAUCUUGUACAGAUCAAACAGGCCUUCAUGCAGAUGUACCAGAAGACUCUCCACACAGCGGUUCAAGGGGAAACCAGUGGAGACUACAAGAACCUGCUUUUGGCAAUUGUUGGACAAUAAAGUCAAGCCCAAUCCCACUACAUUGUAUAAUCUUUUCUAGUUGUGUUUCACAUAAAGGAUCUCCACAAUCCUCAGUAAUUCCUAGAAGUGUGUAUGUACCAGAAUAAAUAAGUUUUAGUUUUUAGAACAGGCAUUGGUUAUAUCAUUAGUGCUUAUCGUUUGUACUUGCUUAAAAUAACUUUUUUGUAGAGUUUAGUUUUUUGGUGUCAAUCUCGGACUUAUGUAAUAUUUAUCAGCCUUCUUUCUCAUUCCAUUUUGCAUUGGAGCCUGAGAAGCAGGUAGUAGAUGCUCUUGCUAAAUGUUUUAGCCCGCAUUUGUUUGCUUGUAACAAUCAAGGUAUGUGCCAGUUAAUAGUGACAAUUACUGUACUCUAUGCAGUCUAAAAAUGUAUAUGAAUGUUUUUUUUUUUUUAAAAGCAGUUGUGAUGUUACCUACUGUACAAAGAUAUUGCCUUAGGAAGAUAUAAACCAAGUUAUUAUAUGUGCCUGUAUACAAAUUUAAUUACAAUGCAUUAAAGUGGUUGCGUGAAAUACAUUCUAAAUGUUUAUUUAAACUGAACUAGCAGACUUAACUAGGGUAAUCGAGGGCCAGAUGAAUUUGGUAAACAUGGAUAUAAAUGUUAGUGUGAUUGUAGUUAGCCCGUAUGUUUAAUUUGAAUAGCAUGCUUUUGCAUGUUUUAUCAAGGUGCUCAUGCCUGCAAAUAAGCGGAACACUUAAACCUAAUUUUCUUUUUUUUUUGGUUGGGUCCAAUACAUGGAAGGUUUUUCAGAACUGAAGGUGGAUGGGUACAGUUGUUUGCAAAUUGUAAAAUGUCAGUAUCAGAGGUGCUGAUGGAAAGUGUGUUGUCUGUGCCACUUCUAAAUAAACUGAAUAAUACACAUGAAGCAA
Molecule: messenger RNA, 2547 nt
Organism: Acipenser ruthenus (sterlet)
Lineage: Eukaryota; Metazoa; Chordata; Actinopteri; Acipenseriformes; Acipenseridae
Product: annexin A7-like
Exons: 14
Coding region: 184-1659 (491 amino acids)
Cellular component (GO): cytoplasm
Molecular function (GO): calcium ion binding; calcium-dependent phospholipid binding
Source: RefSeq, a predicted model, not a curated record